Molecule: messenger RNA, 1073 nt
Organism: Drosophila kikkawai
Lineage: Eukaryota; Metazoa; Arthropoda; Insecta; Diptera; Drosophilidae
Gene: IPIP
Product: Inositol phosphatase interacting protein
Biological process (GO): endosome organization; receptor recycling; retrograde transport, endosome to Golgi
Cellular component (GO): trans-Golgi network; recycling endosome; early endosome
Source: RefSeq, a predicted model, not a curated record
GUCUCUAUUUGUCCUUCGAAUGCAGAGCCCUUGUGCCUAGCAUGAAAAUCAACGAAAAGAACCUGUGCGUGUUCGCGAAGGCACCGCCCUUCGACAUGGAAGGCUUCCUCAACAAGCGGGGCGAGGUCAACAAGGCCUUUCAGAGACGCUACUUUGUGCUAAAGGGGAACCUGCUGUUUUAUUUCGAGUCCCGGACCGACAAAGAGCCCCUGGGACUGAUUAUUGUCGAGGGCUGCACCAUUGAGCUGUCGAAUGAGGUGGACAACUACUGCUUCGAAAUAGCAUUUAACGGCAAUCGCACCUACAUCCUCUCCGCUGACAACCAGGAGAGCAUGGAGACGUGGAUGAAGGCUCUCACCUGCGCCGGCUACGAGUAUAAACGUAUCAUUUUGGCAGAGCUACAACGGCAGCUGCAGGAACUGGAUGAUUCCAGGAACAAAGUGCUCAGCAGUGCCAUAGAUGGGUCACAAAGUUCUGCAAGGGAGACGAAGCCAAGACCGCCGCCCAGGCGUACUAAUCCCUUCAACCGGCCCGCUCCUCCGCCGCCCGACAGUUCACUAAAAGGCGGCGUGGUUAUGUCGCCCAUGCCCUUCAUAAACGGUUACUUUGGAUCCAGCAACGCGCGCCUACAGCAAGAGCAGUUAAUGAUGAAGCAAGAUGCCCCCAACAGAAGCCCGCAUGGCACCCCCAAAGCAAUGCGUCGUCCCCCGCCCCCCACUCAGUCAGCUACCAGUGUUUUCUACCCAGAUGCGCGAGGUCCAGAAAUAGUUGGUGGCGUAUCCACAGUAUUACCGCGCGGCCCCAAUAACAACAACAAUAAGGCCAACGCGGGCCACACAAGCAGCGCCAAGGAAGACUUUGUUCGGACCCAUGAACGUUUUCGGCAAGAGUUAAUGCCCGAAGUAAAGGCUUAUCGCGAGCGCCACAAUCAUCCCCUCAUCCAGUUGUGAUGACAAAGUGAAGCGGGCUGCCCUGAUGACAAGCCAAUCCUAUGUAUUACUCGCUUUGUGCUAAAUCAAUUAAUGUUUUAAUCCACCUGUUUUGUUUCAAUAAACGAAAACUGAUUAGUGGGA